This is a messenger RNA of Corticium candelabrum, 936 nucleotides long. Its product is annotated as inhibitor of growth protein 4-like. Bases 156 to 701 code for a protein of 181 amino acids. Lineage: Eukaryota; Metazoa; Porifera; Homoscleromorpha; Homosclerophorida; Plakinidae. The transcript is spliced from 2 exons. The record is from RefSeq and is a predicted model, not a curated record.
GGAUCGUGACAUGUGCGCAUGCUCACUGUGAACGUUCUCUCUUGAAAUCGAACGCAUUCGGCCUAGAUACCAGUCAAGAUACCGAUAGAAGUACUGUACUGUAGUGUUCGGCCUCUCAGUGUUCGGUUCUAAUAUUUCGUCAAUUUCGAAUUCCGAUGCCUCUCACCAAGUUGUGCCCGCAGUGUGCGGCAGGUAGGAACCACAGAGGGUCGGUGUGUACAGCAUGCGGUUAUGUGUUCGUGAAGAAGGGAAAAGUCCGUAAGAAAAUUUUAAUGCGAGCCGUUCGAGCAAACGAGAGUGAAGAAGAGCGCGAGGCGCGCAGAGCUAAGAACCGAAUUGCGAUGGCGAACGCGAGAGCACGCGAGACUGAGAAAGAGAGAGAGGCACGAAGAGCCAGGAACCGGAGAGUCAUGAAAGCCCGACGGAAACGACAAAAAACCUCGUCGUCUGCAGAAGCUUCUACUGCAUCGAUGACGCCAUCGUCUCCUCCUAAGGAAGUGACGUCAAACGUGCCGGUUAAUGGUAAUGAGGCAAAGUAUUGUUUUUGCGAGCGAGGGCCUUUUGGUGAGAUGGUCGGAUGCGACAACUUGGAGUGUCUGGUCGAGUGGUUUCACUUCGAAUGCGUUGGAUUGACCGAACAACCCAAAGGUGAAUGGUAUUGUCCGCAAUGCAGUCAACAUAACAACGAUAGGAAGAAGUGAUUAUAUAAUUAUUAUUAGCUCAGGGAUAUGUCAUGUAUGCCUAACACCGUCGAGUAGUUGAGUGUAGUUUAGUGUUUUUGUUUUGGGUCGCUAAGGGGGUGAGACAAGGUGUUGAGUCUAAACAACCACUCAAACUCAAAGAGAUGACAUGUUAUGGAAACGUUAAGAAAACGUGGUGUUCGUUGUGAUUCACAUGAUAAGAGUUAUUGUUUAUCAAUAAAAUAAUUACUUACAA